AUGCAACCCAAUACCUUUUCGAUGCAGGAAAUCAUCCGUCAGAACUAUGAUGAGGCUAUUGAGCGAGAGGAAGAGGGAGGAAGUGCCGAGACACCCUUUGUUUUCACCAUUCCCAAAGGAACACCUAUCCCGGGCCAUCUGAUUCUUAUCAAUGAGUACUUGGCUAGGUUCUCCCUUCAACCGUCCCGCGCCAUGUCUCUCAAAGAACUGAAUCGAUCGUUGGACGAGUUUUAUGACAAGAACGCCAUUAAGGAAACCCCGGGUGACUGGAUAGACGGGCACCCUUACGAGGACGCCUUGGAUGAAGGGCUCGAUGAAACUUGGAUGGCUAAAUGA
Scedosporium apiospermum is the source of this 336-nucleotide messenger RNA. RefSeq lists its product as uncharacterized. Bases 1 to 336 code for a protein of 111 amino acids. The record is from RefSeq and is a predicted model, not a curated record. NCBI's taxonomy places the organism in Eukaryota, Fungi, Ascomycota, Sordariomycetes, Microascales, Microascaceae. The transcript has 3 exons.